GGAGGAGGGUGGCCAUGCGGGCCCUAGUGUCUGUGAUCCUCCCUGUCCACAAUGCUGAGCCCUGGCUAGACGAGUGCUUGGGGUCUGUUUUGCAGCAGGACUUUGAAGGUUCCAUGGAGCUCUCAGUUUUUAAUGAUGCCAGUAAGGACAGGUCUAUGGCUAUCAUUGAAAAAUGGAAAGUAAAGCUUGAAGGUUCCGGUAUCUUGGUGGUCGUCGGAGGGCACAAUUCUCCUUCUCCCCGAGGAGUUGGAUAUUCUAAGAACCAAGCAAUAGCACAGAGCUCAGGGUCUUACCUUUGCUUUUUGGAUUCGGACGACGUGAUGAUGCCGCAGAGGGUACGGCUGCAACUUGAAGCCGCCAUUGGGCACCCAGCAAGUAUCAUAGGUUGCCAAGUGAGGAGAGAGCCCCCCAACUCCACGGAACGAUACACGCGUUGGAUCAACCAGCUGGCCUCCGAUCAGCUUCUCACCCAGGUUUUCACCUCCAAUGGCCCAACUGUGAUCAUGCCUACCUGGUUCUGCUCUCGGGCGUGGUUCUCUCACGUGGGCCCGUUUGACGAGGGCGGGCAGGGUGUGCCUGAGGACCUGCUGUUCUUCUACAACCACCUCAGGAAGGGCGGUGGUGUCGUCCGGGUGGACCAGUGCCUCCUCCUCUACCGCUACCACCAUGGUGCAGCCACGCACUCUGUUCUCGAGACGACUCUCUGGACACACCGUGUCCGCUUUCUAGAAGAACGGGCUUUGCCACACUGGGCGACCUUCACCAUCUGGAACGCAGGGAAGCAGGGCCGAAGGCUGUACCGCAGCCUCACAGCAGGGGCACGGCGCAAGGUGGUUGCCUUCUGCGACGUGGACGAGAACAAGAUCAAGAAGGGCUUUUACUGCUAUGAAGACUCUCAGGAAAGACCGAAGCCACAGGUGCCCAUCCUGCACUUCCGAGUUGCCCGGCCGCCCUUCGUCAUCUGUGUGAAGCUGGACCUGACGGGGGGUGCUUUUGAAGACAACCUGAGAUCGCUGCACCUGCAGGAGGGCCGUGACUUCCUGCACUUCAGCUGACAGGCCCACAGCAGCCACUGUCCUGCAGGUUUCACUAGGGACACAGUUCUAAGCACAGUGACGCACUUAUAGCCUCUUGG
This is a messenger RNA of Molossus molossus (Pallas's mastiff bat), 1135 nucleotides long. It is a transcript of the gene B3GNTL1, whose product is annotated as UDP-GlcNAc:betaGal beta-1,3-N-acetylglucosaminyltransferase like 1. The transcript has 13 exons. The record is from RefSeq and is a predicted model, not a curated record. NCBI's taxonomy places the organism in Eukaryota, Metazoa, Chordata, Mammalia, Chiroptera, Molossidae. Bases 15 to 1055 code for a protein of 346 amino acids.